Messenger RNA from Funneliformis caledonium, 1010 nucleotides. The record is from the annotation of a GenBank genome assembly. Lineage: Eukaryota; Fungi; Glomeromycota; Glomeromycetes; Glomerales; Glomeraceae.
GUAGAAUUUCCCUUCCUAUAGUUAAGAUAGCACUAUUAGGAAAUGAAAUAUCCUUAACAAAUAAAAUAGAGACUGUUACAGGCAAAUCAACUUUAAGAGGUCUUAUUUCUUCCGGAAUAUAUAUAAAUUCACUUACCAAAAAUGUAGAAAUUUUCAAGGUUAUCCCAACUUUGUCUCCAGUUGCGCUUCAAUAUUUUUGCAUAUCCAACAAAGACAACACAAGUGAAGAUGCAGGGAUUGUUGCUAACAUAUUACGACACUUAUUGAUUACAGAAUCUUCUUUUGAUAAUGAAGUAUUGGAUGGCAAACCAUUUGAAAUGUUUCAUACUAAUUGGGAGUUGCUUUAUCGUGCACUUCAAAAAAAUGGAAAGGUUAUGAGUCUUCAUAAAAUUUAUGGUUUACACAAGGAAGAAAUUAAAAUACAAUUGCAACGAAAAACAAUUGCAUUUUGUCACAAUGAAAUAGAAUUUCCUCCAAAUGAUAAAAUAUAUGAUUCAUUCAAAAAAUCUUUUGAGAAUCUUAUGGAUUAUAUAUUUGUUUCUAAAAAAUCAAAUAAUAGCAGUUUUGAUAUAGUAAUAUUUGAAAGAAAAGCUGAUGGAUCUGGUUACAUUGCUAUAAAUAUUGAGUGUAGGUUUUCUUAUCCAAAUAAGAAAACACUAUUAGAAAGUAAUGAAAUAUUGGAUAAAUAUAAGCUUAUGCAUGAUAAAUAUCUUAUGCAUGUUAGAUAUUUAUGUAAUAGAUUUAGACUGGAAUCUAAUUCAUGGGAAGAUGGAAUAUUUUAUGAUAGGUCUGCUGUAGGAAAACUUAAAAUGACUAAAGAUGAUAUUUAUUUAGUUUUUAUAGUUUGGAAAAAUAUAGGAAAGCUUAAUUAUGAUAUAUUAAAUAACAAAAAUAUAAUUAUUGUUAAAAGAAAAAAUUUGGAAAAAAUUUAUACUCCAUUACUUGUAAUACAUCCACAUUUUUAUAACAAAAUACUUGAACAAAUCAAUAAUACUAUAUAUGAAAACUGA